AUGCCGGAAACCGUUAUAAUAACAGGAGGAACUGGAUAUGUUGGUCAGCAUAUAAUUGGCCAGUUGUUGGCAAACGGGUACACUGUUGUUGCAAUUGUCCGAUCUCCCGUUACCAGAUUGAACCUCAUCAAGCAAUUUGAUUCUCCUUUCCUUUUAAGUGAGGUGGUGGACCAGUUGGAUAAGCCCAAGUCGAUUGACUUUGUGUUGAAAGUGCACCACGAGGCCACCGUUUUCAUUGCUGCCGCUACGGUCACCAAAUUCGAUGCUCAGGACCAGGAAAAGGAAGUCUUGAACCCCGGUCUUGCCAUUAUUGAAAAUACCUUGGAGUCGAUCAAGCACCACGGCAAGCAGAUCAAGCGAGUCAUUUUGACAUCUUCGGGAGUCACCAUGACCGGGAUUGAAAACGCAAACGGGCUCGGUGCCAAAUAUUCGGAUGACGACUGGUCGCCCUUGACUUUUGAAGACGGCAAGAAGGAUGGCUGGCUGGCAUACUUUGUUUCGAAAAAGAUCAACGAGCAGCUUGCGUGGAAGUUCAUGGAGGAGAAGAAGCCGCAUUUCGAUCUCGUUUCAAUCAACCCUACCUUAUGUCUCGGACCUACUGAGUUUCGCAACGAGGUCUCCUUGGACCAAUUGCCCUCGACGACGCUGAUUGUUGGAAGUUUGUUGAAAUUGCACAAGGACAGCUACGUGCCCGAAUUGGCGUGCGGUGCCAUCGACGUCAGAGACGUUGCCAGAGUUCACGUUGCCGUCAUCAACAACCCCAAGGCUGCAGGCCAGAGGUUGCUCCUUGAAGCUUACAAAGCCACCAACCCUAAUAUUCUUUAUGACAUCAGAAAGAACUUUCCCGAGCUUGAUGCCAAGUUGCCCGACCUUGCGCCUUCCCCAGAGUCGGAAGUUAAAGCUCCUAACGAUGCAAGAACCAGAGAAAUCCUUGGUAUUGAACAAUAUGAGUACACUUUGGAGCAAUCCGUCGUUGACUUGGUCAAGCAAAUCUUGAAGUAA
Molecule: messenger RNA, 1002 nt
Organism: Lodderomyces beijingensis
Lineage: Eukaryota; Fungi; Ascomycota; Pichiomycetes; Serinales; Debaryomycetaceae
Source: the annotation of a GenBank genome assembly